AUGAAGGAUGCAAAUGUCUCUAAGUCCUCUAUUGCUGCUGAUGUGUGGAGGAACAAUAGAUGGGCUUUACCUGACCCUAUUGACACUCAAACCAGUGAAGUUUGGGAGUAUAUUAAAGGUAAUUAUACCCUUAAUAGCAAUCUUGAUGCUAUUGCUUGGAAAGUUGCGGCUGAGAACAAGUUCUAUAGCAAAAACUUGGAAUCUUUGAAAAGAAAGAUAAACACCAAGAGCAGAUUGUUUAAAUGGGGUGUGGUGCAUGGUGAAGACUGUGUGUUGUGUUGUAAAGAUAAUGAAACCAUUGACCACUGUCUUUACAAAUGUGAGUUUGUUAGAAAAAUCUGGGAAAAUCUACUGCCUAUUUGUAACUGUCCUGAAAAUUUUUGCACUUGGAGGAGACUCAUUCGCUGGUUUUGCAUUAGAGCUUUAGGGAAAAAUGCAGCUUCUACCCUCAGAAGGCUGAUCCUAACUGCAAGUGUUUACUGUGUCUAUAGAGCAAGGAACAUGAUGAUCUUUGCUAAUGAGGACCCUGAUAAUAAAAACUAUUAUCAGGAAUAUUAA
This is a messenger RNA of Mercurialis annua (annual mercury), 558 nucleotides long. RefSeq lists its product as uncharacterized. The record is from RefSeq and is a predicted model, not a curated record. The coding region runs from base 1 to 558 and encodes 185 amino acids. The transcript is spliced from 2 exons. NCBI's taxonomy places the organism in Eukaryota, Viridiplantae, Streptophyta, Magnoliopsida, Malpighiales, Euphorbiaceae.